Messenger RNA from Lathyrus sativus (Indian pea), 831 nucleotides. NCBI's taxonomy places the organism in Eukaryota, Viridiplantae, Streptophyta, Magnoliopsida, Fabales, Fabaceae. The record is from the annotation of a GenBank genome assembly.
AUGAAGAGAACUCGAUCUCAAACCAAAUCCAACCCCAACAACAACUCAGAACCCCCAAUCAAAACCCUAACCUCUUCAAAAAUCCCAUUCCCCGUUAAAAAAAUCUCCAAACUCACCAUCAAAAACAAACAACCCCACCUUCAUCUUCCCACAACACCACCUCCAACAAUCGCAAAACCAUUAUCAUCACACGGCGAACUCCAAUCCGCUCUCAACCACCUUCGCUCCGCCGACCCACUCCUAUCAACCCUCAUCAACACUUUCCCUUCCCCACAAUUCUCAACCAACACCACGCCCUUCUUUUCUCUCAUCAAAAGCAUUAUCUCCCAACAACUCUCCAACAAAGCCGCAUCUUCCAUCGAAAACCGUUUUAUCUCUCUCUUUCAGAACCAAUCCUCAAUCCUCCCCGACGCCGUUUUAUCCUUUUCCCCAACUCACCUUCGGCAGGUUGGAAUCUCGGGACCCAAAGCAACCUACAUUCACGACCUUUCCACCAAAUACGCUAAUGGGUUUCUGUCUGAUUCAUCGAUUCUCGAAAUGGACGAUGAAACACUGUACGAGAAACUAACGUCGGUUAAAGGGAUUGGACCUUGGUCGGUUCAUAUGUUUAUGAUUUUCACACUUCAUCGUCCUGAUGUUUUGCCGGUUGGGGAUCUUGUUGUGAGGAGAGGCGUGGAAAAGUUGUAUGGUCUUAAGGGUUUGCCUUCACCUUCACAGAUGGAGGUUUUAUGUCGUAAAUGGAAGCCUUAUAGGUCGGUUGGAUCUUGGUAUAUGUAUAGGUUUGUGGAAGCUAAAGGGGUUUUGCCAAAUCCCACUACCACGUUGUGUUAA